UCAAAACAUUCAAAACAUAUCAUCAAAUAUAUCCCAAAAGAAAAAAAAAUGGCCUCAUCACGAUUUUUAUCAUUAGUGCUCUUAUCCAUUGUCGCGUCCUUAGCCUCCGGUGAGUCCACGACGUCAUUCCCCGACGACCAUCUCCGCCUCCCAUCGGACGGCCACCGGAGAACCGAGGAGGAGGUGCGGUCCAUGUACAUACUAUGGUCCGCGAAGCACGGGAAAACUUACAACGGCAUCGACGAGCAAGAGAGAAGGUUCAACAUCUUCAAAGACAACCUCGGAUUCAUCGACGAACACAACCACAACAAGAACACGAACGCAACGUACAAGCUCGGUCUGACCAAGUUCGCCGAUUUGACCAACGAGGAGUACCGGAGCUUGUACCUAGGGAUGAAGAGCGAGUCGGCCCGUCGAGUCGCCAAGGCCAAGAACGUCAGCCGGAGAUACGCCGCCGUGAACGGAGAGAUGUUGCCGGAGACGGUGGAUUGGAGACAGAGAGGGGCCGUUAGUCCUGUCAAAGACCAAGGAACUUGCGGAAGUUGUUGGGCAUUCUCGACGAUUGCAGCAGUAGAAGGGAUCAACCAGAUAGUGACAGGCGAGCUCAUAACACUGUCCGAGCAAGAACUUGUGGAUUGCGACAAAUCGUACAACCAAGGUUGUAACGGCGGGCUCAUGGACUACGCGUUUCGGUUCAUCGUCAAGAACGGUGGGUUAGACACCGAGCAAGACUAUCCUUACCGUGGCGCCAAUGGAAUCUGUGAUCGUUCUCGGAAGAAUGCAAAGAUUGUGAGCAUCGACGGGUACGAGGAUGUUCCACCGUAUGACGAGAUGGCACUGAAAAAGGCCGUGGCUCAUCAGCCCGUCAGUGUAGCCAUUGAAGCCGGUGGCAGAUUUUUCCAGCACUACCUUUCGGGAGUGUUCACGGGAGAAUGCGGUACAAAGGUGGACCAUGGCGUGGUGGCGGUGGGGUACGGCACGGAGGACGGUCAGGACUACUGGCUCGUCCGGAACUCGUGGGGUCCACAGUGGGGCGAGAACGGCUACAUCAAAAUGGAGAGGAACUUGGCCCGGUCGAAAUCUGGUAAGUGCGGGAUCGCAAUUGAAUCUUCGUACCCGGUUAAGUUCAGCCCGAACCCGGUUCGUGAUUCCAAGACUAAGAUCAUCAGCAGCGCUUGAGCAGAAAACUAGCCAGCCAUUUGCAAUUCGAUUAAAAUUUAUAAUCAUAUGAUUGUUGUAUGUAUAAUCAAAGCAAAACACGUACUCGUUGGAAAAGAUAGCUUCGCGAUAGACUAUGAAGUCUGGCUGUAAGCGAAGCAUUUAUCACUCUGUAUUGAACUCAAUUUCGUUAUAUCAUUAAUCAUUUAUAGUA
Messenger RNA from Tarenaya hassleriana, 1372 nucleotides. RefSeq names its product germination-specific cysteine protease 1. Gene Ontology annotation, molecular function: cysteine-type endopeptidase activity. Gene Ontology annotation, cellular component: lysosome. The transcript has 4 exons. The record is from RefSeq and is a predicted model, not a curated record. NCBI's taxonomy places the organism in Eukaryota, Viridiplantae, Streptophyta, Magnoliopsida, Brassicales, Cleomaceae. Bases 49 to 1179 code for a protein of 376 amino acids.